AACAAGCUAAAGUUACGAAUAUGGCUGACUAGCAAUGUUAGAUCGAGCGAGAAAAUGUCAGGAGAGAGAAGACCACUAAUCCCCACAUCAUGCGAAGAAGGUGGCGAGAACAUAAUUAAGAAGAAGGAGAAAUCCCAGAUCCAAGUAGAAAUCGUCAGCGAAGAAGAAAUGGCUAUCCUUGAAGCUGCUCUCGCUUUCGCUACUCGCUCCUCCUCUUCUACAUCUCCUGUUCUUUUCCGGCAAAAUGAUAAGAUCAUUCGAUCAAUUUCUACCCUAUCCAAGCGGAGAUUGUCAUCGGAAGCUUCUCCAGUUCGUGACAUUGAGGAUGCGACUGCUGGUCAUGUGAUUGGGAGCCCGCAGAAGACGAAUAGAUCAAUCGAGCCGCUUUUGCAUCGGUUUAGGAGGAAGAGAGGGUUAUCUGUUACUGAUUUUACCAAGACGGAAUGGUGCGAAAAACAAAUGGAAUUCUCUCUACACCUUGGCAAGCCAGAAAUGAAUAAAGCUAUGAAGGCUGGUAUUGCUCGUCAUGCUGUUCUUGAGGAAGAGGUCCUGAAACGAGUAGAUGUUCAUGUAAAAACAACUGAAGAUAAAUGGGCUUUGAAGUUUUUUAAUUUUAUAGUGGGGGCAAACCAAUUACUUUUGGACGGAAUGACUCGUGAACUUCCCAUAAUAGGUCUCAUGGAAGAAGACGUAUGGGUGGUGGGAGUCAUUGAUGAAAUCCGACUAUCUACGACUGAAGGUGAAAAGUACCCAAUGUUAGUUGAUACAAAAACCCGGGUUCAAGCAACAUUACCUGCUUUCCCUCAGCAGAGAAAUGGAAGACUACAGUUAAUGUGCUACAAGUUAUUGUGGGAUAACUUAGCUACUAAAGACUUUCCCUGGAAGAAAUUUUUCGAUUUCUAUGCUUUAGAUUCCACCAGCCUUUUAUCCGAAGAUAUCAGAAAGAACACUACUAUGUCUGGAUUUCCGGCAGAGACUCUUGACGAUUUAACAAGGUAUUUCCAGAAUACUUGUUGCACACUUCUUCCAGCCAGUGAUCAGCUAUUACUGAGAUAUGAACUGCAAGAAGACAACUCGCUGCUUUUUGAAGAUACAUUUGGUUAUGAUUCAGAUUGGUUAAAGAGCCAAAUUAAGAAAUGUUUGGAGUUCUGGAAGGGAGAAAGAGAAGCCAACUACGUACCCAAAGAGGAGCGAUGGAAGUGCAGAUAUUGUCAAUAUGCUUCUGUAUGUUCGGUGAAUUCUGUUGACUCCACUCAAAAAUAGAACUAUUUAUUGAGUUUUUUUUAAAUAAUCUAUGGAUUAUUUUAAAAAAAAUUGAUUGAUUGUGAUUUUGAGAAACUGAAGUU
Impatiens glandulifera is the source of this 1346-nucleotide messenger RNA. Its product is annotated as exonuclease V, chloroplastic. Gene Ontology annotation, molecular function: single-stranded DNA 5'-3' DNA exonuclease activity. Gene Ontology annotation, biological process: interstrand cross-link repair. The transcript is spliced from 7 exons. NCBI's taxonomy places the organism in Eukaryota, Viridiplantae, Streptophyta, Magnoliopsida, Ericales, Balsaminaceae. Bases 55 to 1263 code for a protein of 402 amino acids. Gene Ontology annotation, cellular component: nucleus. The record is from RefSeq and is a predicted model, not a curated record.